Messenger RNA from Arachis duranensis, 2282 nucleotides. Its product is annotated as AP2-like ethylene-responsive transcription factor ANT. Gene Ontology annotation, biological process: regulation of DNA-templated transcription. Lineage: Eukaryota; Viridiplantae; Streptophyta; Magnoliopsida; Fabales; Fabaceae. The transcript has 9 exons. The record is from RefSeq and is a predicted model, not a curated record. Gene Ontology annotation, molecular function: DNA binding; DNA-binding transcription factor activity. The coding region runs from base 372 to 2069 and encodes 565 amino acids.
CGCAGAAUUGUUGUACUGUGUGAAGUGACUGCAUUGGCAGAUAUAUGUCCUUGGCGUCAAAUCUAUCUACCUUCUCUCUGUAAAAAAUUGUAACAAAUAUAAAAAUAUAUUGGGCCUACCUAGCUAUGAGGGCACUGUAGGUAUAGUGCAUGGUGUGAUGUAUGUUGAGUAGAUAUAUAGAUAGAUAGGGAGAGUAAGAAGCAUCUCAAAGCUAUUCUGGGAGCUGGGAUUAAGAGAAAAGAAAGGGUUAUAGUCUCAUAUCAUAUACACACAGAUCCCAAUGCAAUGCAAUGGAAUGGAAUGAAGUGGGUUCUCCUCAGCUCAGACACAAUUCAUUCUUUUUGUUUCAAUAGAACUCAACACACUUGGAAAUGAAGUGGAUCAACAGUGAUAGUAACAAUCAUCACGCCUGGUUGGGCUUCUCUCUCUCACCCCAUCACAUGAAAUUCGACCUUCCUAAUUCUUCUUCUUCUUCUACUACUACUACUUCUUCCUCCUCCUCCUGCGGUGGAGAUCACAGUGCUGCCUUUCAUUCUCAGUUGAGCGUGAUGCCUCUCAAGUCAGACGGUUCACUUUGCAUCAUGGAAGCUCUCACUAGAUCACAUCAAACGCAACAAGUGAUGGUUGGUAGUUCGUCUCCGAAGCUGGAAGACUUUCUGGGUGGUGCAAGCAUGGGAACACACGAAAGAGAGGCCAUUGACACUAUCUACUACCCUCCUCAUAGAGGCUUUCUCUCAGAGCCUUUGAGGCAUCCACCAUAUUACUCCUUUGCCUGCCAUGGCAUGUACCAAGCACCACCCCCAACAAUGCCCCACAUAGCAGAAGCAGAAGAAGAAGAAGAAGAAGGCAUUGAUGGAUUCAAGAAGUGGGUGGAGCAGCAGCAGCAGCAACAGUCGCUGAGUCUGUCAAUGAGUCCAGGGUCGGAGUCAAGUUGUGUAACAGCUGCGAAGCAUGAGAAUGGGAAGAGUGAGUCGUCGGUGGUGGCAGUAACAGUAAUGGAGAAUAGCAACAAGAAGAGAGGGCUAGCUAACAAGCAACCAGUUCACAGAAAAUCCAUUGACACUUUUGGUCAGAGAACUUCUCAGUAUCGAGGCGUCACCAGGCAUAGAUGGACUGGUAGAUACGAAGCACAUUUAUGGGAUAACACUUGCAAGAAGGAAGGCCAAACUAGGAAAGGAAGACAGGUGUAUUUGGGGGGUUAUGAUAUGGAACAAAAAGCUGCAAGAGCCUAUGAUCUUGCUGCCCUUAAGUACUGGGGACCUUCAACCCACAUCAAUUUUCCGUUGGAAAAUUACCAAGCGGAACUUGAGGAGAUGAAGAACAUGACCAGGCAGGAAUAUGUCGCCCACUUGAGAAGAAAAAGCAGUGGAUUUUCUAGGGGUGCUUCAAUAUACAGAGGGGUGACAAGACAUCAUCAACAUGGAAGAUGGCAAGCAAGGAUUGGCAGAGUUGCUGGGAACAAGGACCUUUACCUUGGGACAUUCAGCACUCAAGAGGAGGCAGCAGAAGCAUAUGAUGUAGCAGCAAUCAAGUUCCGUGGUUCCAAUGCAGUUACAAACUUUGACAUAUCAAGAUACGACGUGGAAAGAAUCAUGGGGAGUAACACUUUGCUUGCAGGGGAGCUAGCUAGGCGAAACAACAAAGAUACUGCUAUUGACCCACCAAGAUGGGAGGCCAUUGAAUACAACACGAAUGUGGAAGCAGUUCAAGCUAGAAACAACAACAAUGACAAUACUAAUAAUAACAAUGAUGUUGAUUCAAACUGGAAGAUGGUUUCUGGUGGUGCUUUCUCUGUGGGGAUACAUGAUCUGAUUGGGAUUGAAGGGCAGCAGCCAUUGAUGGAGGCUUCUUCGCUUGUGACCAGCCUAAGCAGCUCAAGAGAGGCUAGCCCUGAAAAAAUAAUGGGUCCCUCGUCAAUGAUGUUUCCAAAACCUCUUCAACUUGAACCCAAGAUGGUUCUUAACAACCCCUUAACUAGUACUGGUGUUGUUGGAUCUUGGUUCCCUUCUCAAAUGAGGCCAGCUUCUUUGUCUCACUUGCCUGUUUUUGCUGCUUGGAACGAUACCUAGAAUGACAUAUUCCCUUCUCUUUCUUUGUUACAAUGUCACGUUUGCAUGUAGAAAAAGAAAAUUGUUAUUAUUGGGGACAAAAAGGUGGGGUUUCAAGCGACAUCUCUAUUUUGCAAAGACAUUAGUGGGAGAAUUUGGGGGAAUUAAUUAGCCUUAUUGUUGUUGUUAUUAUCUUAUUAUUAUAUUAAAUUAAUGUCAUCUUUAUGUACCAAA